Molecule: messenger RNA, 4806 nt
Organism: Penaeus vannamei (Pacific white shrimp)
Lineage: Eukaryota; Metazoa; Arthropoda; Malacostraca; Decapoda; Penaeidae
Source: RefSeq, a predicted model, not a curated record
AUUGAAUGCCGACACAGUAGUGGUGUCCGGGAGAGGAGACGACGAGCCCCAGCACGACGCUCCCCCGGCGCAGGACCACAUCAGCCUCCAGAGUCCGGAGCCGCACCAACAGGAGGAGGACCCAAGCGUGGCGCAGGAGAUCGCGUCCAGCGGGCACUCGUUCGAGACCCAGAGCCCGCACCAUGAUAAGUGCGAGCCGGACGUGUGCGACGGCGGGGGCGGCGGCCGGACGCCAGACUUCAACGCACAGGUGGAGCCCAUGGAGGUGGAGGAGCUGCCGGACAUGAUACAGGACCUGCAACCGCCGGACGGGGGGCACGAGCAGAGCGCGGAGGAGCGGCGGGCGCGCGCCUACAUUUUCUCGAGCGUCGAAUCAAACGCGGAGCCCAAGGAGGACCUGGCGACGGCGGCGCGCGGCUCAGCGGCCUCCGACCCGCCCGACAGAAUCGACGACGCCAGCAGGGUGUCGAGCGCGAAGGGCGAGGUGGCCCCGAGCGCGGCCGUGCCGGUGCCGCCCAACUCGCUGCCUGGUGCCAUGGAGGGCGGCGCCUCGCCAAGUAACUCGCUCACCGUGUCGGGCACGGAGGGCCACCUGCACGUCCACCUCGACAACAAUCCGGCCUUCAACACCUUCAACUACUGGCGCACGCCCAUCAUGCCCAUCGAGCUGCCCAUCCCGCAGAUCGAGGUGGACAUCGACAUCAUGGGCCAGACGACCAACGUGUGCGUCAAGGCCAAGGUGCAGGAGAACGACGGCACGUACCAAUCGCAGGUCAACCUGACCAUGGCCACUAACACGGGCGCGCCCAACAUCACGCUGGCGCCCACGCCACAGGACAAGCAGGCGGGCGACAGGCCGCCCGGCACCACGAUAGAGGCUGAGUUAGACGCCCUUGCAGCUUCCCUAGAAGGCGUGACAACCACAGAAAGUAGUACAGAUGAUAAUGCCUUACAAGACUCAAAAUCCAGUAAUAAAGAUAGUCAGAGCUCAACCGUGGUGAGUGUCUCGGGGCCGCAGCAGGCGACGUACGCCCAGGUGUGCGCGGCGUCCGUGACGUCGGUGCAGCACAAGAGUGAGCCACAACCGUCUAUCCUCGCGUCGCGCCUCGCGCAGGCCCGCGUCAGCAUGUCCGGCGGCGCCGUGACGGAGAUCAAGAAGCGGGAGAUGGACGUGGUCUCGCCGAGCGACUGCGGCAGCACCAGCGCCUCCAGCACCGGGCCCAGCCUCCCGCCGCAGCCGCCCGUCUUGAGCCAGAGAUUGGUCGACCAAUUCACAGUGAUGCUGCCGGGAAGCAGCGGGGACCAGGUCUCGGGCAUGGCAGAGCACUCGUCGGGCGCCGCGGAAUUCACCAACCUGAACCAGGACAUCGUGCCCAAGACCUUAUUGGAACACUACAUCAGCAUGACAGACCCGAUGAGAGCAGAGACCGUCGAUAACGAGCUAACCCGGCACUGUGCCUACUCCUUGCCGGCAGUGGCCUUAACGCUCGGCAGACAGAACUGGCCCGUCUUGAAGGACACCUAUGAAACGUUAGCUGGUGAUAUGCAUUGGAAGGUGCGGCGAACACUAGCAUUCAGUAUACACGAACUAGCUGUGAUAUUAGGGGAGGAGAUCGCCCAGAACGACUUGGUUCCGGUGUUCAACGGGUUCAUCAAGGACUUGGACGAGGUUCGCAUUGGAGUCCUGAAGCACCUUGCUCACUUCCUGCGAUUGCUAAGACCGCAGAACCGCCGCGACUACCUGCCCCGCAUGGACGAAUUCCUGCGAACCGACAAUGAGAACAACUGGCGAUUCAGACUGGAAUUAGCGACCCAGUUAGCCGACAUCAUCGACCUGUUCUCCCCGCAAGACUGCCAGACGUUCCUGGUGCCGAUCACACUCGCGCUGAUGGCGGACAAAGUGGUGCACAUCAGACGCACUUGUUACACUGUGGUAUGCCAACUGGUGCGACAACUAGGCUGCGAGGGCGACCAAAAGUACGUGGAGGCGAUUAGCGAACAGCUGAAGGUCCGAUUUGCAUAUGCUUCCACGUGGUCGCAGCGGCAGUCGUAUGCCUUCCUGUGCGGGAGACUCGUGGCCGAGCAGGCGCUGCCACUGCCCGACUGGUGCCGACUCUUCCUCCCGAACCUGAUCCUCCUGGCGAGCGACAGAGUUCCCAACGUCCGCAUCGCCGUGGCCAAGAUGCUGGCGACCCACAUUGCUUGUUUAGAGUACUGCCAGAACCCCGAGAACGAGGCGACACACAAGAUCCAGAAGACACUCGAGCAGCUACGCAAUGACAAAGACAGACGUGGGCUUCGCCAGCUAUCCCGUCAACACCGAAAUCUACGUUGACGCUCAAGACCCUACGUUAUAAUGGAGGUUACACUAGACCUCCGCCUUACUACUCUUCCUCUGUCUUCUCUCUCUCUUUCUCUCUCUCUGCCAUCAUGGGUGUGCACGAUGCACCAGCACACCAAAAAAAUCUUGAUUUGUGAAGCAUAAGGCAACUAGGUUCAUUGCCAUUUCUCAUUCUAGCUCUCUUUCGGGUGAAAAUGAGGGUUUCUCUUAUUCCAGCGUUUCAAACCAGUUUACAGCAGGAAUUGAGCCUGAAAAGAUAUACCUGAUUUUUAGGUUCAAUAUGAAGGGUAAUUUCACAUUGAAAAUGAAAUCCCCCUUAGACUUAUACUCAUUUAUUGUGCUUUAAAAAAGAUAUUGACAUAUAUAUCAUCUAACUCCACCUCCAUGUUGGUACAGAAUACGUGUCCAAUGUUUGGUGAGAUGAGAGGUGCAUUAUAGGCUGUGCAUCUUACAGGUGACUCCCCUUGUUAUAAUAAUCACAUGUACGCUGUUAUUAUAUUGAUGCUCACUGUUCUUUGGAUGGGCAGCCCAAACAUUUUAUGUGCUUUGAAAAGUACAUAUUUAUGUACUCUUUGAUUGAUAAGACAAAUUUUACUAUAGCCGAUAUCAUGAUACAUGAUUAUUCAUUUGGCUUAUGUUGUAAAUUGGGAUGUGUAUAACAACUUGUGGGUUGUAGCUUGUUCCUUUUUACAGAAGUUUUUGAUUUUUAUAUAUAUAUAUAGCAUUUUGGUCCUUGUAGGUCCCAUGAAAUGAUUACACUAUAAAAAGCUUUUAAUCGUCUAAAACUUCCUUUACUGUGUCAUUGAGGAACUGUUUUUGUUUGACUCUAGAGGGCCAGCCAGCAUUGGGGAAAAGUGCUCACUGAACAAAGCUCAGCCUGUGUUAUCACAGUCCUAUGAGGGAAAAAGUCAUUGGUGUUCGGGCAGUAACCUCCCACUCCUUUAUGAAAGAUUAUUUUUUUAUUUUCUAAAGAAAACUCUCUUACUUUCUGUGUGUGUUAGCCUGCAUUGUGAUCUUAUAAAUAAAAAAGCUGGGCAGUUGCUGAUUUUUUUGGGGUGAAAUUUGUAACCAGAUAAUUGGUUCACUUCAAUGAACGUAAGGUUGAGGUGAAUAGUCAUUGACUGAUUCUUUUUUAUCAGAUUAUUUUUGUCUGUCAUUAGAUAAAUUUGAUCAGUCAAACUUCGUCUGAAUUUUAUAAUAUUGUACAGGAUCUGUAUGAGUGUCAUUUAUUUUAUUUUUCAUUUCCUUAGCACACAUUCAGUUGUCUGUUCAAAGAUACUUAAAAAGUCUCAUGAUGCAUGAAAAAGUCACCAUGAAAUUUAGUUCCAAGUUAAUGCCGUAAAGCAUAUGCUGAUACAUUAAGAGUUUGAUUUCCAAGCAAGUGCUUACAUCCUCCCCCCUUGAUUAAUGCUUGGAGCAUUUUAUCAUAUCCCUCGAGUUGUCUUUCAGUGCGGCCUAAAGAAAAGAAGAAAACCUACCUAAAAUGCUUAGCUACACGAUCCAUUCCAAAGCAUUCAUACCGGUGUGCGUGCGUGUGUGUGUCUCUGCAUUUCUACUCGUGCAUCCUCAAGCGAACGGCACUCCAGGCCAGCGUCUCUGGACUGCAAGGCGCCCUCUCGCUCCUUCAGUGGCCGGGCGCCUAUCGCUCGGGCCAAAGCAAGAUGAGGUAUCUCUUCCCCGGACAAACACUCAGGGUUAUUUGCAGAUGAAACUAGAAUGUUUUUAGUAUACUGAUUCUUGAUCUUGGAUGUAUGCUGAUUGUGAUAAAAUGCAUUGUAUUAUACAUAUAUAUAUAUUUUUAGUUGAUUAGAAGAGGGCAUUGGGGCUGAACUUUUAAAGAAUCCAGCAGAAAAAAUGCUAGCGAACAGCGAACGUAUGGAAUCUGAUUCAUCUCACAACUUGAAUAACUGAACGUUUCUCUCACCUGCAAACUUUCCGCUAGGCGACACUGGCCAUCUGGUUUCUCUUCUUAUAACCCAUAUUGCAGCAUAUGCUUUACACCUCAACGACCUGACAUACAACUGAACUCUCACAACAAUCGGCUGACUCUAUGCCAAGAGGUAGCGAGCGAGCGAACGAGCACGUGUGAUAGUUUUCAUCUUCAAACGCCCCUUUGCAUUCACUUAUUAUUAUGAUUAUUUUUAUUAUUAUCAUCAUUAAUUAUUAAUUAUUAAUUGUUCUUAGUAAUCAAUUAUAGUCUUAUUUUUGGCACUUAUCAUCCUUUCCCCUUUUAGGUCAAAUUUUUCCUCUGGCCUAAUUUUGUUCAUUAUUUAAGAAAGCCAUAUAUUUUUGUGUAUAUAUCAUCCUUGAUACAAAUUGAUUGUGCCAUUUUGUCAAUUAUGUGAUUCCAUUGAACAACUCAAAUGUAGGGUUUUGAAUCAAGAUUUAAGCCUUCUUUUUAUUUCUUUUUAACCUCACUGUAUAUUGUCAUAUUGUACAGGUAUGAAAUAAAAUUAUGAAAUGUA